Messenger RNA from Colletotrichum phormii, 986 nucleotides. Its product is annotated as shwachman-Bodian-diamond syndrome protein. Lineage: Eukaryota; Fungi; Ascomycota; Sordariomycetes; Glomerellales; Glomerellaceae. Bases 180 to 524 code for a protein of 114 amino acids. The record is from RefSeq and is a predicted model, not a curated record. The transcript is spliced from 3 exons.
CUUGAGCUCCCUUCUGUCUUCUUCUCUUCAGAUCAAUCAACAAAACAAACAACUUCCUGAGAUACCCGGCGACUUUCGUCUAACACGCACAUUACUAUCAAUCUUCAAGACCUCCAUUGAGAGUUCAUCAUUCAAUCACUUACCAACACAUACCACACACCACCACUAUCACAGUCAAAAUGGUUCGCGGCGAGGCUUCCCAGACCAAGGUCCACUUCAAGGGCCAGGAGGACGAUUUCAUCAUCUUCGUUGAGGACGCCGAGCUCUACAAGAAGUGGAAGACCGACAAGACUGUUCCUCUGGCACACUUCAUCUCCUCGUACAAGAUCUUCGUCACGCACAAGCAAGGUGCUCAGGGCCAGUACGACACCGCUUCCAAGUCCACACUCGAGAACGAAUUUGGCACCAGCGUCGACGACAAGGUGAUCGAGCAGAUCCUUGAGAAGGGUGACACUCAACACGUUGAGUUUGCCGACCGCCAGGGUCCCAAGAACGAUUCCCAAGGAGGCAUGGUCGCCCACUAGAGGUCUUCCAUCCCCCGCCGCAGUCGCGUGAGGCUAGACGUGAGGGGAGGCCUUGUCGCAUACGCUCGGCCGACACCAUCUUCCAGAAGGUUUAGACUUCAUGUGAGCCGACCCCGACGAUUUCCUGGCGCUCGACGUUGCAGCGGCCAAAGGCGGGCGUUUGUGUCUUGAGGCGUUGAGGUUUGGGGUGGUGUGUGCAGCGAUGGCAGCGAGGCUUUGCGCUCGGCGGAGCGUGCCUAACAACGACAAUCCGAAAGAAGAUGUCUUGAAAGGGAACAUUAAUCGCGUCUCUCAUCAACCAAUAUACAUGCAACGGAGGAUGAUCUACAAGGUGUGAUAACCUUAAAAAAUCUCCUUCGAGCCCGACAAGGGUUCAACGUCGACGCCAUGGUCAAGCAUGGCGUCCAUUGCGUGGGUUUACUUAGCGAAUAGCUGAAUAAUGAGCACAUGACUUCUCUCAAA